AUGUCCAGGUCGUCUUAUGAUAGAUAUCUCACCAUCUUCUCGCCUGAAGGAAGGCUAUACCAAGUCGAGUAUGCCUUCAAAGCCAUCUCUUCUGCUGGUAUCACCGCCGUCGCUAUUCGAGGCAAGGACACCUCUGUAGUCAUCACCCAACGGAAAGUCCCCGACAAGCUCCUCGAUCCCGAAACCAUCACCCACCUCUUCCAAAUCACCCCCACUAUCGGUUGUGUCAUGACCGGACUGAUCGCCGACGCCCGAGCACAGGUUCAGCGAACAAGAUCCGAGGCCGCUCAGUUCAGAUACAAGUACGGUUACGAGAUCACCCCAGAAGCGCUCGCUAAGCGUAUGGCCAACAUCAACCAGGUCUACACUCAGCGUGCGGGUAUGCGGCCCAUGGGUAUCUCUAUGAUUCUGAUCGGACAAGACGACGAGAGAGGACCCCAACUGUUCAAGCUUGAUCCGGCGGGAUAUUUCACUGGAUACAAGGCGACAUCUUCGGGGCAGAAGCAAACUGAAUCCGCCAACUACCUUGAGAAGCGCUGGAAGACUUUGGAAUCUGAAAAGAAGGACAAGGAUCUUGACCGUACUGGCGUCAUCGAGAUGGCCAUCGAAUGUCUUUCUUCCGUCUGCGCUACCGACUUUAAGGCGAGCGAAAUCGAGAUCGGAAUCUCAUCGGUAUCUUCAGAAGAGGUGCACAAGGAUGGGCAAGAAGGGAGGUUCAGGCAGAUGGAUGAGCAGGAGAGGGAUGAGUGGCUGAUCAGGGUCGGAGAGAAGGAUUAG
Molecule: messenger RNA, 777 nt
Organism: Cryptococcus amylolentus CBS 6039
Lineage: Eukaryota; Fungi; Basidiomycota; Tremellomycetes; Tremellales; Cryptococcaceae
Exons: 9
Coding region: 1-777 (258 amino acids)
Biological process (GO): ubiquitin-dependent protein catabolic process
Cellular component (GO): proteasome core complex; proteasome core complex, alpha-subunit complex; cytosol
Source: RefSeq, a predicted model, not a curated record